AUAUAUCGAUGAAUCCACAGCAAGUCUUCAUCGAAAGUUGUGACGUAUCGUACGCAACCUUAGACCACUUAAGACACUUGAUACAAGCAGCAACGUCAACAACAUUAAAAUGAAUGAAUCGGAGAUACCCAUAGAUAUCCACACGCUGAAGCUGCAGGAUUGGCUCAUCAGCAGACGGAUUGUGCCCAAAAACAUCCAGGCACCAAUCAAGGAUAUACAUUCAAGGAUCAGAAAGGCCCUGCAAGAUAUGCCAGCCAACGAUCAACUAAUCAAACUCUUGUCCGGAUCCAAUAUAAACUAUUUGCAUGUGAAGGAGAUCAUCGAGAUCUUGAAGCAGACGGAAAAGGAUACGAAGAGCGUGUUCGGUACCUAUGGCAGUCAGCGCAUGAAAGACUGGCAGGAGAUAUGUCGCCUGUAUGAGAAGAAUGCCACAUAUCUGGCGGAGACGGCGCAAAUCUUCGUGAGGAAUGUUAACUAUGAAAUUCCCGGCGUGCGCAAACAAAUGAUCAAAUUGGAACAGCAGACGGAUGAGUGCCUGAAGCGUGCCAAUGAUAUGCACAAGCCAGAGGCUCAACUUCUGGCCGAGCAUGCUGCUCUGCUGGAACAGCUGGGCGUCAAGGGCGAAAAUCUACAUGCUGAAUUUGUUGAGGUGCUUGGGGGCCUGCAGAAUCUAUAUGCCAAAUCCUUGCAGAACAUUGGCCGAGUGCAGGCUGGCAUCGAUCUCUAUGCCGAGGUCAGCGGGCAGCAACAAUGCCUGCCCAUACUCCGGCAUUUGGUGGAGCAUGGCAACACAACCGUUUAUCAGUACAUUCAUAAAGAGGCGCCACUUGCGAUUGAGGAGCCUGAGCUGCGUUUAAGCAUCAGCGGAUCCAGCAGCAGUAAGGAUGGCAACGAAGGCAACGAAAUCGACUUUGGCACUGAUGACAAUGGUGGCACAUCAUCCACUGUUUCGGCGGAGAUUAUCGACUAUGGUGAUUUCCCGGAAGCAGAUGGUGGCAACAUAGAUUGGGGCAUCGAAAGUGCACCCACAGAUGCUGUCGAAAUCAAUUUCGAUAUACCCGUCGAGGAAUACGGCAUUGUUGUCGAGGGCACCGGCAUGGAUGGUGGCACUGCCAAAGGUGAUCAGGCCUAUACGCUGCUGGACUCGCCCAACUAUCGCGAUCGUUUUCUGGACGAAAUCCACGAACUGGAGGCAUUCCUGCUCAUGCGCCUCUACGAGCUUAAGCAUUUGGAGUCGUCGAACAACAUAAUGUUCUCUCUGAUGGACAGCAUUGCGACGCACGACAGCGAGACCAUUGGCAAAAUAUUGAGCGACGUGGAGAAGAUCAUUCAACAGGAGUCCGAUGAGCAGACACGUCAUCUAUUCCAGCUGAAACAUUCACCCAAAUAUGCCGAUCUGCUGGCCAGCAAGCUGCAGCAGAUGACAAAAGCCGUGGAGAAGCUGCGCAACACGCGCGAUGUCCUCAAGAAGCGUUCCGUGGAAAUUCGCGAGCAGCGUUCGAAAUUGAAUCCCGUCCUGGAUGAACUUAUAGCACAGACCCGCAAUCUGCAAUCGUACAUCGAGAAGGAUAUAUCCAAACGCUAUAAGAAUCGUGUGGUGAAUCUUAUAGGCGGUGUUAACUAGAUAUUUUUAAAGAUGUAUUUAAAUUGUUUAUCAAGGGAAACGUAUGGAAAAGUGCAAAUAAAUUGUUGAACAUAUUAACAAAAAAUAAAUUUGUUUGCUUAG
This is a messenger RNA of Drosophila grimshawi, 1726 nucleotides long. Its product is annotated as CDK5RAP3-like protein. NCBI's taxonomy places the organism in Eukaryota, Metazoa, Arthropoda, Insecta, Diptera, Drosophilidae. The record is from RefSeq and is a predicted model, not a curated record. Gene Ontology annotation, biological process: regulation of mitotic cell cycle; regulation of cyclin-dependent protein serine/threonine kinase activity. Gene Ontology annotation, cellular component: endomembrane system. The coding region runs from base 110 to 1624 and encodes 504 amino acids. The transcript has 4 exons.